Molecule: messenger RNA, 1385 nt
Organism: Moneuplotes crassus
Lineage: Eukaryota; Ciliophora; Spirotrichea; Euplotida; Euplotidae
Source: the annotation of a GenBank genome assembly
UCAUCAGGGAUCCUCACCACAUAAGUAUGAUCACUAGACAACACAGGAAGAAAACACUUAGGCUCUACUGUACUAACUCAAAUGUAUCCAGUAGGUCCAGGGUCAGCAGCAAGGUUGUGUCAUCCAGGCCGAGAAGAGCCUCACAGCAGGUCUUCAGAAGGAAGUCUCGGAAGGCAGCUAAUCAGCUCACCAGGGCUAAGUCUAAAGGAUACAUGUUCAUGCAGGAUAUUGGCAAGCAUAUUAUCACUGAAAUUCAACUCUCUGCAAUUAACUGUAGUCUAUUAUCCCCGCCUAGGAAGGUAUUUAAUGAAGAAACAGACAAGGAGAUGGAGGUAGUCGACGUUGUUAUGACUGAAGAAAAGACACCCAAAACAGUCAAAUUUGAACAAAAUUUGGGACGCUCUCAAGAGAAAACUACCAAAGUCCCAAAAAGAGCGACUAGAAAGUUUCACUUCAUCUCAAAAAAUGACAAGAGAAGGUCUACAUGAACCGUUGUUUCCCAAAAGAAUACUAAAAAUAACAAGACCACACUUGGAGCUUCAAAAUUGAAUGCUUACAGAAAGUGAAAAGCUCUAGGCUCUUCACAGAAUCGCCAAUUAAAUCCUGAAGAGACCAGUUUUGGAAGUUCCAGGCCAGGGUCUGUUACUUCUCUCUUCACAGCCUGAUCUGUGGGGAAUAGCAUGCAUUCUAGAAAUAAAAAUGUGAGCACUCUACAACAGAACCCAUGUUAUUCAGAUUUCCCAAAAUCAGGCCUUGAAGGUCACAGAGAAAUAGUACACGCCAUUGAAGAAAAAUGUAGUUUUGGAAUGACAAAUUACAGUAAGAAAACAGAAAACUUGAACAUACAAGAUUCAAUUCACCCAAACAGGAAGAUAUUCAGGAACAUGCCUCUGAUCACAGAAAUAGAAAGCGAUAUUGAGAUGAGCAAGGAGUCUCUAAAGGACAAAUCCUCCGACUCUGACAUCUCUACUGCUCCUCCGUACAAAACUGUUUUGAAGAGUUGUCCUUCAAGUGAUAAAGUUCCUUCAGCUACAAUAACCUUGAAGUGAAACGAGAGUACAUUACAGAGUAAUUAUGCUUCAAAUAUGAAGUCUGGAAGCAACGCAGUCAAAGAUUUUCCAUGCUUCGCUACCAAAAAUGUGAUCUCUUUCAAGAGCAUCAAAGAUCCGGGACCUAUGCCUUACAACCUCAUCAAGGGUGAUGAUGAUGAAGACUCUGAAUCAGAAGAUGUAACCAGGGGCAAAAGACAUCUUCUCAACGAUCUUGAGGGUCUUCUCGUGCACCUAAAGACAAAGAGGAAAACGAAAUGAGGCAAAAGUUGGCAUAAUUUUAUAUAAAAUAAAUUAUCUGAAUACUCCCAAAGUCAAGCAGAAGGCCAAAUCUGC